AUGAUAUCUCCACGCACGUCAAUGGUGAUGGCUUCGCUCGGUGUCCUCUACUUCCUUACGUGUCUUUUUGUGCUUAUUUCACUGAUCCGGCAUUUGUUCGGUAGUCGGGAUGCCUUCUCCGCCACACUUCUCUUCGACAACAAGCAAAUCGAUUUUCAGAGCCCGCCGUUUUGUUGCUGUUGUCCGUUUCUGCCAAAAGCUAAGAGCACUGUGCGUAAUUUGCGGCACCUGGAAUGGAUGGUACUUCAGGCGCCAGUGGUUCGAGCAAUCAUUGUUGCGUUCAAUGUGGUCGCAGUUGCGGAAUGGCGCGAAGCCGCCAACAGAUAUAUACAUCUCAGCGAAAUGGUAUCGGUCGUCUCGUUGCUUUUGGCCAUCUUUGGUGUUCAUACAAUGGCUAGAUUAACCUCGGACAAAUUGAGUCAGUACGGGUUUAUGACGAUAUUUCGAAUUAUCGACAUUGCUUUGCUUUUCUUCACAGCUCAACAGCCGAUGAUUUUUGACAAUAUUUUGAUACGAUUUGGUGUGUUCAAAUGUGGCCCGCUGCUCUCUGCACCUGAUAACGCUAGAUUUAUAUGCAAUUUUGUGAUCAUUGCGGAAAUGCUGCUGCUCUCUCUUUUUGCGACAUUUUCGCUUGCACCAUCAAGAAGCGCUUUGUUCGAUCUCUAUGGUCGCAAGGAAGAAAGCAGCUUCGAAUCAAGAAUGACCCAGGAAAGCCUUCUUAUCAGUCACACUGAAAGUGAUACGAACAUACUGACCUAA
Gongylonema pulchrum is the source of this 759-nucleotide messenger RNA. NCBI's taxonomy places the organism in Eukaryota, Metazoa, Nematoda, Chromadorea, Rhabditida, Gongylonematidae. The record is from the annotation of a GenBank genome assembly.